Penaeus vannamei (Pacific white shrimp) is the source of this 810-nucleotide messenger RNA. Lineage: Eukaryota; Metazoa; Arthropoda; Malacostraca; Decapoda; Penaeidae. The record is from RefSeq and is a predicted model, not a curated record.
AUGACAGCUGCUCUGGAGGAAAUUGGGCUUUUUGACCCAGUCAUAGUGGUGAAAGUGUCUAAAUCGGCCAUCGGACUUUGCUUCAAUCCUACGGGCAGGAGGAAAUCACUCGCAAAUAUCUUCAACUGCAAUGAAAUUCUCCUUGGGUGCCCUGCGAAAUCUUCGGUUGUCCCACAAGUGUCGCUGCGGAGUGAGCAACGGCGACCGCAUCAUCGGAGGGACGGAGGUGUCCCCACCCUUCAGAUAUCCCUGGCUCGUCGCAUCUACGAGAUUGAGAAUCUGAAGGAGCCCUUCUGCGGCGGGAGCAUCAUCAACACCCGCUACGUCGUCACGGCCGCGCACUGUAUGUUUACGCGGGAGAACGAACCCAUCCCCGCAUCCAAGUUUCGAGUGAAAGUCGCCGAGCACGACGUGGCUUCUGAGGACGACGACGUCGAAGGAGUCACGCGGAUGCUGGCCCUGGAGAGCUACGUCUUCCAUGAAGGCUACACAGAGAACUACUUCAACCUGGACAUCGCCCUCCUGCGUCUGGAGGAGGCCCUGGACCUCACGUCGCACCCGGUCCGACCCGUGUGCCUACCUUCGGACCCGACGAAGGUCUACGAAGGACAGACCGGGAAAGUCGUCGGCUGGGGAGACACGACCAAUGGCGACAAGAAGUACCCCGACAUCGUUCGGGAAGUCGACUUACCCAUCGUCGAGUGUGGGCGCAAGGAGAUAGCCGGUGUUUUGAUCACACCUUUCAUGCUGUGCGCAGGUUUUAAGAAAGGCGGGAAGGACAGUUGUUCUGGCGACUCGGAGGCCCUCUGA